AUGAUAUUUGAUGAUGAGAUAAUUGAAGAAAAGUAUGACCCAAGAAAAUUGCCAUCGAUGAUUCCAUCGUAUCAUCAUGAUUAAAAGCCUGCAAAUUCUUUAAAAGCAAAUGAGAUAAACAAAAGUUAAUAAAUAUAAAAAGGCUCUUCAGUACAAAUAAAAUUUAAAAUUAAUAACUCGAUUGGAUUAGAUUAUAAAGUAAGUGAAUAAACUCAUGUCACUAAUAUUACUGAAAAUGAAGAGUAGCACCCGUUUAAUUAGCUAACUUUGUAUUAGCAACGGAUUCCAUUUAGCUACAAAAGAAGUAACAGCUUAGAAAAUUUUGAUUCUAAGUUAGUAGAAGUUUUACAAUCUGCAUAAGAGAAGCAUGCUCAGAAAAUUCGAUCUAUCAAAGUCAAUUAAAAUUUAUUACAGUCAAUACACUUGGCCUAAUCUCAAACUCUGGAUUAUUGUAUGAACUGUAUCCACAAUCACACUGAUUAGAAUAAUUAAAGCGAUAAAAAUACUUAACAUAAAGAAGUAGACUAACAAGUAAGCAAAUCAAAAAAGGUGGUAUUUAAUAAUACAGAGGUUUUAUUUGAUAAAUUAAGACUGUGCUAUGACUCAUAAGUAAACUAAGGGCCUCUUGUUCCAUUCUAAAAGAGUUAAAUUCAAAAUAUACCUGCAGCAGCUAACUCUAAUCUAUUUUAAUGUUUAUGUCAUUGCCAUAAUUCUAAUCAAUUAGUUAGUACUUUUCGUCACAGCUCAAGCUGUAAAAGCCAUAGUGGAUUCAAAAGACAUAACUAAAAAUUUCACUCUUCAAUUAUAGACUCUUCUUAAUUCUAAUAAGCGACCUCAAACGUUUAAUAUAAGGAUUCAUCAAAUAGCAAUAUAUAAAGUAUUAACGAACCUGUUAUUAAAAAUAAUAGUUCGUUUAACAUUUAAUAUUUUCGUAACAAAUCUAAGAGAGCAGUAUCUAUGAUAGAGAUGAUUGAUAAUCCUGAAAUACGUAAAAAAUGGGUAAUUACAAAAGUAAUUUAAAUGAAUUUCGAUGUACAAUUAACCCACACUCUCAUCCAAUCAAUAGAUUACUUUAACUUGUCAAGAGAAUAAAUUUUGGAUUAAAUGAUAGAUAAGUUAAUUCUAUUCAAAAAACAGAGAAAUCAGCAAUAACUAGAGGGUUCUUUGAUUCAACCCCAAAUAACUAAAAACGAUUUCAUCAAGUAUUAACAAAGUAUGAAGUUGAACAAAAGUUCUUUCAGGAAUGAAAUUCAAAAUCAAUCAAACUUCAAUUUACAAAAGCAAUAGAUGGUAGCUAAUUCUAAUACACACAAUUUGGAAUUAUCUUAUUCGUUACCUAGGUAUAACGACCCUAAUUACACAAAAGGAAAUGCUGGUGUUUAAAGUGUUUAUUAUUAAAAACAUUUUUCUUAAUCACCACCCUGUAAUGAAAGCAUUCAGAUAAGUUAAGCAGUUGGUAAAAAUAUGAUUAAUUAUCAUUCAAAUAACAGUGCUAUUUUUAAUUCCUAAUAAGAAAAUGUAAGAUAAUCAGUUUCUCCAUAACGUAGAAGAAACAACUAUAUUAAAAAUAAAAUGAAUAAAAACAGCUUUGUUAAAAGCAAUGUUUCCUAAAUUAAGCUGAGCUAUAGCCAUAUUCAAUCUGAUGCUUUUGAAAGAAAAUAGAAUAUUAAAAAAAAAUCUUAAAUAUUGUAAUAAAAGUUUUUUAAAGAAACAAAAGUAGGCAUUUGUAGUGUUUGCUUUGAAGAGCAAGUCUUAAUUUAAAUUUCUUCAAGGUGCAAUCACUUUUUUUGUUCAUACUGCAUAACUAAUUAUUUUGAAGAAAAGAUAGCUAAAUGUGAUGUAUUAGAAAUAAAUUGUUUAAAUUUUUAAUGCCCAAACAAAUACACAGAGACUGAAAUUAAAGAAGUUGUAGAAACAUCUACUUUCUCCUAAUAUUAAAAGUUUAAAAAAUUGAUUCUUAUUAGACAAGAUCAAACUUUAAGAUGGUGUAUUUAGCUAGAUUGUAAUGGAGUAUUAAAAGGAAGUACUUGUAAUCCUAAAAUGUAGUGCCCAAUAUGUGGGACUUAAUAGUGCUACAUUUGCUCAGGGCUCUGGCAUGAAGGGAUUAGAUGUGAUCAAGCAAUUAAUGAAGAGUAUGAAAAAGAAUAGUAAGAAUUAAGAAAAAAUUGUCCUAAAUGUCUAAAAGAAGUUAAAAAAUCGAAAAAAUCAGUAAAUAAGAGUACUUGCAAAGCAUGUGGUCACAGGUUUUGCUGGCUAUGCAACAGAAAAGUUACUCCGUUUCAUUUCAGUACAUGGAAUUUCUUUGGGUGUCCAGGGAUGAUCAAUAUAAAUUAAAUACCAUCAUGGUAUCAAAAAAUGAAAUAUAAAAUAAAGGCUUUUUGUGAAUAUUUAGGUUAAAUGACUUUGCUACUUAUUUUACUUAUAUUAUAUCCUAUUUUGAUGGUUUUGGGAAGCUUUUUCUUACCUCUCUUAGUUUUUUUUAAUAAAAAUGGUGGAACUAUAAAAUAUCGAGGAAUUAAAAAGUUUUUUGUAGUCACAGGUCUUGUUCUAUUUGGAAUUAUAUUGUAUCCUGUGUGGUAUAUUAUUUCUAUAGUGCCAGGGUUGUGUUGGUUUACAAGUAAAGUGCUUCAUUAUUUACAGAGCCAAAGAGAUAAUCAAAAACAAGAAAGUGACGAAGAUCUUGACGAUGAAUUUGAGAUAUUUUCGUAGUAAGUAUCUAAAGGUAAUAACGAUAGUGGUCUGACAAAGCCAGUAUGA
Tetrahymena thermophila SB210 is the source of this 2757-nucleotide messenger RNA. Its product is annotated as Ibr domain protein. Gene Ontology annotation, cellular component: cytoplasm; ubiquitin ligase complex. Gene Ontology annotation, molecular function: ubiquitin protein ligase activity; zinc ion binding; ubiquitin conjugating enzyme binding. Lineage: Eukaryota; Ciliophora; Oligohymenophorea; Hymenostomatida; Tetrahymenidae. The transcript has 6 exons. Gene Ontology annotation, biological process: positive regulation of proteasomal ubiquitin-dependent protein catabolic process; ubiquitin-dependent protein catabolic process; protein polyubiquitination. The record is from RefSeq and is a predicted model, not a curated record.